AUGAAGUUUCAUUUCGCGGCUAUUCUGGCCCUUCUACCUUUGGCACUGGCCGCCAAGUCCCUCAAAUCCGUCAUUGUCACAUUUCCCAAGGGAACGCCUUCUGGGGUGGUCCAACAGGCCAAAGAUUCCCUAGUAGCAGCAAUGCUUUUUUUCAGUGGGUUUGCGGCAGAAGCUCCAGUGAAUGCCCUUCAGACCCUCUCUACGGCAUCCACCCAGUACAAACCGGAAAUCGAAGAGGACAAGGUGGUUACUAUAAAUGGAGAAUUUGAGGGCUCUAAACAUUCCUUUUAA
Molecule: messenger RNA, 291 nt
Organism: Penicillium angulare
Lineage: Eukaryota; Fungi; Ascomycota; Eurotiomycetes; Eurotiales; Aspergillaceae
Exons: 2
Coding region: 1-291 (96 amino acids)
Source: RefSeq, a predicted model, not a curated record